Stegodyphus dumicola is the source of this 3725-nucleotide messenger RNA. RefSeq lists its product as uncharacterized. The record is from RefSeq and is a predicted model, not a curated record. Lineage: Eukaryota; Metazoa; Arthropoda; Arachnida; Araneae; Eresidae.
UCGCUAUAAAUGAAGCUCAAAGCAAGUGAAGCGAUUUAUUUGCGUUCUCUCAUAUGGGUUUGUAAGUUGUUCGUUCAUUAGAGUGUUUGAUUCUUCAACUGAUAUUUUCGGAAUACUCUAAGGAGGAUGAUAUUUUCUUCAGCUUCCCUCAUGAAAUUUUUGCUCCUUCUCCUAAGUUUCGCUACUGCUUCCCAAGCGAAGAAAGAUGACCUCAAUUACAGAGACGUAUCUACUUUAACAGUUCCAGAAAGUGAGCUGGAUUUGCUAUCGUUAGAAUCAACGGAGCAAGAAACGAUUGUAAAUCCUUCUGAUGACAGUAAACAAGAUAAUAUAGCUGAAGCGAGUCGUCAUUCUAUCGACUCAAUAUCUAUAGAUGAAACUCGUAGAAAGAACUCACCAAAAUAUAACUUAAAACUGCAUAACGUUUCAGGUGAUAAUUAUGAUGUAAUACAUUGGUAUAGCACGCCUAUCAAGAAACCUGAAGAUGAUACAUUAGACAGUAGCAUUGAUAGUCAGAGCAAAAUCAUAAACGAUAAAAGAGAUUUGAAAGCGCAAAGCAGUUACCGUCAUUAUGAUGCCGAACAUAGCGUUGAGGAUGACCAUAGUCACAAUUACCACCAUGAUGAACAUCCCCAUGAUCAUCAUGCUCCGUAUAACAGUGAAGAAGAUACCAGUGGUGAACCUCGUACAUAUUAUCAGAAACCUCAAACAAAAAAACCAAGGCGAAACUGCUCACGUAAAGGAAAGAAAGCUGAAAGUUGGGUUGACAAGCCUGAUACCAUUGUCCACAGUAGAUCUAACAGAGCCCAUCAGGUUCCCUACUAUGGUUCAAAAGAUGAAAUGAGCCCUGAAGGAAGGUUUUAUGACGCGCCUAAAAUGCCUAGCUUUCCUGAAGGCAGAGUAAACUCUAUACCUGAGCUUUCCGACUUUUCCAAAGAACGAUACAAUCUACCUAAAACUUCUGAUUUUCUACGCCAUAGUUCAAUGGCGUUUUCUGGCGAACACUUGCACGGAAUUCCCAGAACCAAUUUCUUUUAUAAAAAUGGUGAAAAUGGAAACCAUUUUCAUUUGCACAAUCAUCACCAUCACUAUGGACCAGAUGGUAAGAAAAUUGGGCAUAUGCAAACUUAUAGGCAUAUGAUUGAAAAUCUGGGGAAAUUAAAGAGUUUAGUAGAAAAGGAUUCCGCAGCACCGAAUAGCUACUCUUCUUAUUCGGAUCUUGGAUCACCAGGUGACGAUGUUACAAAACCUAAAGUAGAAAGUAGGAAAAAAGGUUAUCAUUAUACAGGACCUCAUGAAAGUUAUGGGCGGAAGACUUAUUAUAGAGUAAAUGAUGAUUCUCCAAAAUCUAGUCUUCCAGAAUCCUACAGUGGUCCCCAGUCCUAUAAUAAUCCAGAACCCUACAAUAAUCCGCAACCUUAUAAUAGUCCAGUACCUUAUAAUAGUCCCCAGUCUUAUAAUAAUCCAGAGUCCUACAGAAGCCCACAGCCCUACAAUAGCCCAGAGCCACACAGCGAUGAAAGAAAUAUAGGUAUGGAAAUGUACAGAUAUGGCGCAGGGCAAUAUGGUACCGAUGAGUUCCAUGAUGGACCUUUCCCAAAUGAAGUUAGCCCAGGUAUCCACUCAAGUAAUGGUUUUACGCCUGACUAUGAAAAACGAAAUCCUCCAUAUUCCAGCCACGAAGAGUAUAACACUAAUUCUCCCCCAGAUGCUCCAUAUCACUCUUAUUCCGGAGACUAUGAAUCUAAGUAUAAUCAGGAUGAUAAAGGUCAUAAGCAUGAUCAAAAACAUGAAACAAAAGCCCCCUAUACUCCAUAUGAAGCAGCUAAAGGAAGGCAUGGAAAUCAUCAAAAUAAGGAUCAUAUAACCGAACAUGUACAUCCCUACCAAGGAGAUCUUAUCCACGAAGAAGAAAAAAGUGGAGGCUCGAUACCUAAUGAUAACCCUCUUGAACAUUCUGCAGGUAAUGGAGAAGAAAGUCCUUUAGUAACAACUCACAGUGUCAGCUAUUCCAAAGAUGGUAAGCUUGCAGAAGAUCCUAGUUUAUUUGGACCAAAAGAUCAGUUUUUCAACAAUUUGAGACCAGAUCCAGAUCCUUUGUCCAUUCCCAAAAAUGCACUGAUCUACGAACAUCAUAUUCGACUUCAUCCAAUGCAUUACAGAAUGUUCCCCCCGUUACCAGUACAGGGACAUUUCGGGAGAGCUAUUGGCUAUCCUGUACCAGUACAUAAGCUCAUUCCAAAUCCUCUGAAGAUGCCCCCUACUUUUGCGCCACCAGCUCCUAUGUAUCUUCACCCACGUGUAAAUCAAAUGCUCCAUGCUUAUCAAAGUCGCUCUUUAUACCACAGGUGGUGGUAAUUUCCGAAAUGGAGCUAUGGAACUUUCUUCCUGUGUGCUGAAAAUGCAUGUGUUUUCCUAAAAUUUUGGACAGACAGAAAAAUGUGUGAUGAAACGGUAUGCCUUAUAAUGGCAGCAUUUGCGCUUUUCACAUCUGAAAUGACUUAUCGAAAUAAUGUACAAGAACUGUAAAUUUUUAUUUUUUGUGUCAUCGUUUUAAACUUUGACCACGCAAUGCUUUCUUUGAAAAUCGCUUCUUUAGGUGAUAUUCAAAUCGUUACUCUUUCUCUUAUUCUUUUUUGCUUACUGUAAAUUCUAACACACCUUAUUCGAGUCCAAAUCAAAAGUUCUGUACUUGUUUUCAUUACAACACAAAAAGCGGGAUUUAAAAAAUUAUCUUCUUCUUGUUCCUGAAACAGUUUUGGUGAAUUUCAUGAAAUAUCAUUAGUUAAAAUAUAACUUCUAAAUUAUUUUCAAAUUCAGUUAGAUAUAUAUUUAAAUAUGCAAAAUUAUAGACAUAGUUCAAGGUAUUGCUUGUUCAAUUCCAAUCUAGUGCAGUCGCCAUCUGUUGGUAUUUUAUAUAUCUUUUCUCUAAAUUUAAUCUUUUUUAGCUAUCGGUAUAAUAUGAGAAGUAGCCAAUUCUCUUUUCUUCACUUAAACACAUGCGAUCAUUAACGGACUUAUUUUCAUUACAAUAUAGAGCAAAAUUUUGAAAUUUUACGAGAACUGAAAGUCUCUGAAUUAAUGUAAAACUUUAAAAUAAUGCUAUGGGGUGGAGAAAGAAAGAAACUCAUAAAUUGAAUAUUUUAACGAUAGGAAAUAUUAACUAAUAGUCUUUUAAAGACUUAAAAAUAAAACUAGUUUUAUUAAACACUUGAAUUUGUUAAUAUAAAAACAGUUUGCACUUUUCUUGAAUGUAAUUCAGGUUAGAAGCAACUGCAAUUCAUUAAUUGGCAAAAUCGCGUGAUCAGUUAGUUCGAUGUGAAAUUGCCAAAGACCAAUUAUGUAAAAAGCGGUUACACAUACCUGUAUAUAUAAAAGAGGAGAUUGAAUAUUUGAAUAUUUUAUAAAUUGAAGAAUAGAAUUUAUUUUAUUCCCAACCUAGUAUUAUACAUACCAUGUGCCAAAAACAGCUAUUAAAAAUUUAUAUAGUUACGUUUAUGAAUGAUGAAAGCUAAGUUUCUUUAUUUCUUAUUUUAAGAUUUUGUUCUUGUUUAAAAAAUGUUACAUCACAUAAAAGGAUAAAGUUCUUGUCCUUGAAAUGUCCUUUAUAUUACUGUUCAACGAGCGCAGAUAAAUCAUGAUAUGUAUAUAGAAAUUUUAUGUUUGUAAAUAAAAGAAAUAUUGUAGUGUCUGUAUUCUUAUAAUUAAAGAAUAUUUAUAAUUAC